This is a messenger RNA of Oreochromis niloticus (Nile tilapia), 2080 nucleotides long. RefSeq names its product ganglioside induced differentiation associated protein 1 (gene gdap1). The transcript is spliced from 6 exons. Gene Ontology annotation, cellular component: mitochondrial outer membrane. The record is from RefSeq and is a predicted model, not a curated record. NCBI's taxonomy places the organism in Eukaryota, Metazoa, Chordata, Actinopteri, Cichliformes, Cichlidae. Gene Ontology annotation, biological process: mitochondrial fission; mitochondrial fusion. The coding region runs from base 58 to 1146 and encodes 362 amino acids.
GCGGGGGGAGUACUUUGUCGACCGCGACGCCCCCCUCUUACAACAGUAACGGAUAAAAUGGCGUCCGAAAACAGCUCUGAAUCUCAAGAUGAGAAAGCAGCUCUUAUAAACCCGGACUCAGAGCAAGAUGUUCAUCAGGAGUGCGGCACAGUCGUAAAACAGCGCGAAUCCAAACUGACGCUGUAUCACUGGACGCAGUCGUUCAACUCUCAGAAGGUGCGUCUCGCCAUAGCAGAGAAAAGUUUGCACUGUGAAGAGUACGACGUGAGCCUUCCUCUCAGCGAGCACAACGAGCCGUGGUUCAUGCGCCUGAAUCCGGGUGGCGAGGUUCCAGUCUUAGUUCACAAUGACAAUGUCAUCUGUGACCCAACGCAGAUCAUGGACUACCUGGAGCAGAACUUCAAUGAUGAGGGCACUCCGAGGCUGGUCCCAGAAGAGGGCAGUACCUACCACCUAAGAGUGCAGCACUACAGAGAGCUGCUGGACUCACUACCCAUGGAUGCCUACACCCAUGGCUGCCUACUGCACCCUGAAAUCACUGUGGACUCCCAUAUACCAGCAUAUGCUGCCACAUGUGUACGAACACAGAUCGGAAGCACACAGUCAGAGCUGAUGAAACUGGCAGAGCAGAACCCAGAGCUUAAAGACGCUUAUAUAGCAAAACAAAAGCGCCUGAAAUCCAAGUUAUUUGACCAUGACAACAUGAAGUACCUGAAGAAGCUUCUUGAUGAACUGGAAAGCGUGAUGGAUCAGGUUGAGACAGAGCUACAGAGAAGGGUGGAAGAAACACCAGAAGAAGGCAGCCAGCCCUGGUUGUGCGGUGACUUCUUCAGCUUGGCCGACGUCUCCCUGGCAGUCACCUUACACCGGCUGAAGUUUCUCGGCCUCUCUCGUCGCUACUGGGGCAACGGUAACCGCGUCAACGUGGAAACAUACUACGAACGUGUGGUGGAGCGCCCGGCCUUCAGGAGAGUACUGGGCCACGUCAACAACAUCCUGAUCUCUGCUGUCCUUCCCGUGGCCUUUCGCGUGGCCAGGAAGAAUGCACCGGCUAUUGUUGGUACCACUCUGUUGAUAGGCGUUCUAGGAGGAGCCACAUACCUCGCUUUUCUUUACAUGAAGAAGAGGCUGACUGCCUUCAGCUGAGGGAAAGUGAAGUGGUUUGAGACCAAAGUGGGGUUUAAACAAACUCAAAGUGUCUAACUCUAUAACACCCAGCAUACGAGCAAUUAAUAAACAUAUGUUGCCUGAAAUUGUUUUUUUGGGAUGCUGGUUGCACAAAACACGCUGCUGCAUCACGCAUGUUUUGUCAUUAAUCAAAGGUGCCACAUCUGAUGAGUAUGCAUCUGGAUAGCACUCUGCAUAUUCACCAGCAACGAUUUGGUAGGCGGUAUGAAAAGUAUGCCAAUAUAUACGAAUGCUAAAGUAGGUGGCCUGAAACAGAUAAUAAUGGAAAUAUUAUUGGGUCUUGCAUCAAAAAGGCCAUUUUAAUGGGCAGAUUGUUUUUACAGCACAUGUGGCUGCACAUGAAUGCGCCAUCCCUCUUUGGAAGAAUCUGGAUCGUCCAAUCAUAACACAGCAGUGACGCAAAUAUUAGGAAAUACGAGUAGACUUUCAUACUGUAGUUAAAGUGAUGAAAGAAAUUACUAUCUGAAAGCAACAUAUUUAUAAAUCCUGCAUAAAAGGCAUACUUGAUAUAUAUUAAUGAACUAAGAUGUUCACAAGCGCUGAAUAAAGACAUCAUUGUGUGUAUUUUUUAAAAUUAAGGAUCAGUUUUGCUUAACGUGUGCUUUUCAUUUGUUGUUUAAUCAAUGCCAAUAUAUGCAUGUUAGGAAAAUAAAAUAAAGUAAAAUCUCUGUGGGCAACUUUUUCAAAUCUACAUAGGAGGCUGUCUACUUUUUAGGAAAGCUCAUUUUCACUGUAUCCCCUGCCUUCACAUCUGCAUAUGUUUUUCUGUAUAAAUUAUGCUUCCGUGUUUGAUAGAUUCACCGUGUAACAAUGGUCGAAUGAGUACCGUUACAGUCAAUAUGCAGACCAUCCUGUCCAACAUCUGUCUAAAAUUAAACUGCUCCCAAACGAC